Messenger RNA from Owenia fusiformis, 704 nucleotides. NCBI's taxonomy places the organism in Eukaryota, Metazoa, Annelida, Polychaeta, Sabellida, Oweniidae. The record is from the annotation of a GenBank genome assembly.
AUGCCUAAAGAAGCAUUCAAAAAGCCCUGUAAACAUAUUUAUCUUGUACGUAACCCAAAAGACACUGCUGUUUCAUUUUACAAUCACACAAAGGGUCUUAAGGUAUUGGACUAUGACGGCACUUUCUCGGACUUUUAUGAAUCGUUUAUCGAAGGCGAAGUCGAGUACUCCUCGUGGUUUGACCACGUCACCACUUGGUGGAAAGGAACAAAGGACAAUCCAAAUGUUUUGUGGAUACAUUACGAGGAUCUUAAAAAGGAAUUUAUACCCAUGCUAAAAAAGAUGGCUUCCUUUCUUGGGUGUCCAGCAGAUGAAAACUUCUUGCAGGAAAUUGCAGAAAAGACGAGUUUUAAUACCAUGAAGCAACAAACCGAGAAAUUUGAUGUAAAAGAGGCAUGGAAAACUAAAGAUGGGACUAUGUUUAGGAAAGGUCAAGUUGGCAACUGGAAAGAACAUUUUACAGUGGAACAAAAUGAGAGAUUCAAUAAAGUAUAUGAAGAGAAAAUGGCGGAUUUUCCGGACCUUAAACUUCAAAUACAAUUCACUUAACACAAAGUUGUAGUUGAUAAAAUUACAAACUCACACGACAAAGUGCUAUAUAAAAUACAAAUUGUAUUUUUUCUAACUGUACAUGUACAUCGUCCCUUGCUCCCUGAGCAACUAAAACCUUGCCAAUAACCCCACGUUAACGUUUUUACAAAUCA